This is a messenger RNA of Sitophilus oryzae (rice weevil), 2825 nucleotides long. RefSeq names its product transcriptional repressor p66-beta (gene simj). The coding region runs from base 876 to 2636 and encodes 586 amino acids. Gene Ontology annotation, cellular component: NuRD complex. Lineage: Eukaryota; Metazoa; Arthropoda; Insecta; Coleoptera; Curculionidae. Gene Ontology annotation, biological process: negative regulation of transcription by RNA polymerase II. The record is from RefSeq and is a predicted model, not a curated record. The transcript has 11 exons.
ACGUUUAAAGAAUGUAUUGUGUAGAAUGUCAGAGAGAACGAGAAAAAGCAAGUCUGUGAUUAUUGUUUAAAUAUGUAGAUUAAAUACGUACAAGACACAAGACAACAUAGGAUCGCGCCAUAUUGAAUAAAAUCAUUCGUCUGUUAAUUUUUACGUGAAGAAAAGUAGUAAGUGGCGGUAUAUUUGUUGAUUUUCAAUUGAAAAAAAUUGUGAUGAGUAUAAAAUUAGAAGUGGAUUAGAUAUGGUUAAAUUCUUAUUUUGUUAUUUUUACCCAAGUUAAAAAAAUCGAGUUAAUAGUUAAUAGUUGAUUUUAAUUCUGAAAAGUGUACGUGUGUGUACAGAGAUAAUCGAUUUGUCAACGCGAGGUUUAGAUUACAAUUUCGGUGCACUAAUUGACCCAAGGUACGUUCAAUUAUUUUACGGAAAUAUACCGUGUUGGGUGUCGUUAAAUUCGAUUUUUCGUGGAGGUUUCAGUGUUUGAGGUUAUUAGAUGUGAUUUUCGCGGGGAUUCAUGUAAAUAUCUAAAAUAAGUGUAAUAAAUAAAGCGUAGCAUCCUCGGGCCUCGGCCAUUCACAUCGCAUCGCAGCUGGCUUAUGAGGUGUCGGUCGCUAUACCUAUGUAUAUGUAUUAGCCUUUUCCGGUAUCGGGAAUCAUUUAUAAAAAAGACUGUAAUUUGCAAAUGGAAUACGGGUUAAUCGUGUGUGAUCAACAUUAAUUGUGAUUUUUAUGAACUGAAGUAUUUUACAUUUCAAUAUUGUUCUAUUUGUAUUUGAACUGAUCAGCCUGUAAUAAUGUUUAUGAUCAGUCAAUUGGAACUUGUUGGGUAAUCAAAUUCAUAAUAAUAGGAAGUUAGGAAAAAUCGUUCUUUUGGAAAUAUGGAAGUUGAUGAAGUUGUUGUGGAUUUAAGUGUAGGGAAUUCAAAUCGACAAUCAUCUUCUGUACCUCCUACUUGCCGUGAUAGUGUUCAAAUUGAACCAAGGGUUCCUGCACCACCAACAGCAACAAUGGUUAAUUCUAGACGAGUUUUAAGACCUCGUACUGAACCAAGAAGCUAUGUAGAGUCCCCAGAUGCCCUUAUAAAUGGAUCAUUAGAUAGAAGACUUAACGGGAUUGGAAUGGACUAUGGCGAUAGCGAUUCUAGUGAUGGAGAAAUGCCUCCAUUGCCACCACCAAUUAAAGAGUUAUCACCAGCUGAGCUCAAACAAAGGGACAGGGGACUUCGUAGGUUAAGAGAAGAACUUCGGGCUGAAGAAAUGAAAUUAGUUCUAUUAAAAAAAUUAAAGCAAUCCCAACAGUUAAAGGAAAAUGUUGCAGUUCAAUUACCUCCAGGAGUUCCUCCUUCUGUUCUGCCCCCUGCAGGUUUGCCAAGCGGUUUAAGUAUAACACCUACGAUAGUAAAGAUACCGCCAAAUAAUAGCAAGACUCAAUCACCCCACACUGCUCACAUGAGACAUCCAAAUACCUCAAAUUCACAUUCAAAAACUGUUCCUCAGAAUGUUCCAUCUCUGUUAAGAGGGCAACCACCUGCUGUUCGGAGCAGCAUUCAUGCGCCCCAAAUUACUGCAACUCCAUUGUCUAGUGGCAGAGCCACCAAUUUGUCAGUUCCACAACCACCGCAAAGGUCCAGUAUGGGACGAACUUCUAACACGUUUCCACCAGGUGUUAAGGAUUUGUCACCUUCUGUCACUAUUACACCUGCUCCACCUCAAUCAGUAAAAGAACGGUCCAGAGAAGAUAAUCAAACACCUGCACAAAGACAGGCAGCCGCAAAAUUAGCUUUAAGAAAACAACUUGAAAAGACUCUUUUACAGAUCCCACCGCCCAAACCGCCUCCCCCAGAGAUGCAUUUUAUUCCUAACCCCAGCAAUACAGAAUUUAUUUAUUUGGUCGGUUUGGAACACGUAGUAGAUUUUCUUACAAAGGAAACUAAAGUACCUUUACCUCCUCAACCAUUCUCGUGUAGCCAAUGCAAUAUGGAUUUUACUCCCGUGUGGAAAUGGGAAACCAAAAGCAAAAAUAAAGGUCACAGGGUAAUCUGUGAGCAGUGUGUUACAAAUAAUAUUAAAAAGGCACUAAAGGCAGAACAUACAAAUAGACUGAAAACUGCUUUUGUUAAAGCGUUGCAACAGGAACAGGAGAUAGAACAAAGGCUGGCACAAAAUGGUUCGUUUUCUUCAAGCAGUCCGGCACCUUCGCCAUCAUCAGAGUCAGUACCAAAAUCAGUCACUCCUACGCCAUCUCGUCAUGCAGCAACUCCCACUCCGCCCGCACCACCACCCCCGGCUCAGCCAACUCCCCCACCACCACCACCCAGAAGUUCGCAUCAAUCAUCGCAGUCUGCACAAGAUAAGUACAGCGCACAGAACGCUGCCGCUAUGCAAGCGCUUCAUCAGCAACUCUUGAGAAGUAUAACUCAAGGAGGACCGCCGGCAGCGCAUCUGAUGCAGUUUUCUCCACUUUUCUAUCCAUACCAAUUAGUCAUGGCGCAGGCACAAGCCGCAGCCAAUAGCGGAAAGAAUAGCGGGGUUACGCCUAACAUUGCUGAACAGAUGCAGAGGGCUGCUGAUCUACAAAGGCAGUACUUACUAGAUAUGAUUCCUCCCACAGCUGGUCAGCGACACAACUGGAAAACGUGAUGUGAUUAACGGCAAAUUGUGUAUUAGUUUAAAUUGCUGAUAGCAAAGCAAAAAACUUAGUUCUUAAGUUAUAAUAUGACGUGGAUGUAUUUAAAUUUUCAUAAUGAAAAGUUAUUUUGUGUUUCCAUUAACGGCGUUAUACUAUGACAACAUUAAGCGACUUUUCGCGACAUACUUUUCUUAGUUGGA